Molecule: messenger RNA, 303 nt
Organism: Clunio marinus
Lineage: Eukaryota; Metazoa; Arthropoda; Insecta; Diptera; Chironomidae
Source: the annotation of a GenBank genome assembly
AUAUUAUGAGUAUUGGGGAAAUGAGGCAUGCGUAUUUCAACUACCUAUCUAAGUCCUAAUUUAUUAGCAACUUCGUUAUACGAAGGAGGAACAUCAUCUGCCAAACUUUUAUUAGUAGUUGGACGAGAUUGAGGCGUUUGUGGUCUUGAAGAGGUUGAUGUUGGAUUUAUAUUCGAUAUAUUAGGUAUUUAUUAUUUGCUCUUCUAAAGGUGCAGAAGGAGAGUUCGAUGGACGAUGAACAUGGAUCGUGAAAGUCACUCCACCAGUUCCAUUUACAUUUGAAGUGGUCUUGUUGUUUGCUGA